Tuber aestivum (summer truffle) is the source of this 2133-nucleotide messenger RNA. The record is from the annotation of a GenBank genome assembly. Lineage: Eukaryota; Fungi; Ascomycota; Pezizomycetes; Pezizales; Tuberaceae.
AUGAGACGCAAAUGGAAAACUCGUGUUUCGCUCACACCGAUAUCAAUUGACAGCAACACGCACCAAUUUGAGAACGGUAGACGGUUUCAUGGCUACCGAGGUGGUGCCUACAUGUAUCCAAAUGAUGAGGUUUGUACAAUUUCCCCCCUUCAAGCAUUAUUGUAUGACUUUCUCCGUUCACAAAAUGUUAAGGGGUCUGUGAGUUCGGUGCUAACGUCUUCAAAGAAAGAGCAAGACCGCCUUGAUAUCUACCACAAGAUGUUUCUCGUCGCACGACAGGAGGAGCUUCACCGUGCCCCGAUCACGAGAAAUUAUUCCCCACCCAGAAUCCUAGAUCUCGGUACCGGGACCGGUAUUUGGGCGAUUGAUAUGGCGGAGUAAGUUCCCCUCGCGUUCCCACUGCAACGAUGGUUACUGAUUUAUCGAAUAGUAAAUAUCCUGACGCAGAGGUAGGAACGAUCCCUUUGGCUAUCCCAUGGUCAACUCCUAACGCUUGGCUUGCGACAGGUCAUCGGCAUCGAUUUAUCACUGAUACAACCGAAAUGGUAAGUGAAUAGAAUCCAAUCACAGGACGAGCUAUCCCGCUGAUAUAACGUUGCCUAGGAUACCGCGUAACCUCCGAUUUCAAAUUAGCGAUUUUGAGAGUGAAUGGACACUGGGGAAAGACUCUUUUGACUUGAUUCAUCUUCGGGCUGGCUGUGGGAGUGUCUCUAGUUGGCCUACGCUUUUCCGUCGAGCGUUUGAGUUCGUCCCCACGCUGACCCAAGAUGCGCAGUCCCAAAGCUAACGAAUGUUGCAUUUUAGACAUCUCAAGCCCGGUUAUGGUUGGAUUGAAUAUAUAGAUAUCGAUAUUCAGGCCCGUAGUGAUGAUGGCACACUUACCACCACCCAUGCUUUGUAUCAGUGGCAGCAAUACUUGCUUGAAACCACAGAGCGUGCGGGCAAGCCGUUGAGAUAUGAAGCACGAACUGGCCAAUUGCUUAGGGAAGCGGGUUUUGUGGACGUCCAGGAGGUGGUGCUGAAGCUUCCACUGAGCCCUUGGCCGUCAGAUCCAUAUCUCAAAGAUUGCGGACGCUGGUACAAUCUUGGGCUCUCGGAGGCCCUUGAGGGCUAUACAUUAGCGCCUAUGACAAGGGUUGGAGGGUGGUCGGUCGACGAUGUGAAGAAUCUACUUGGGCCAGUGCAGAAAGACAUCAACAACCGACAGAUACACGCGUAUAGCGAUAUGUAUGUGGUCACUCUCUGUGGAUUGCCUUUUGAGGGCUCACUAACGCCUAUCUCCUAGGCACAUCUGGAUAGCUCGAAGGCCGGACUGGGGCGUCGAGGAUAAGAAAAUUUCCGGCAUGAAGCGAGCGGUAACGAAAUAGCGAUCUUCAUCUCUCGUUUUCAGUUCUCUAAACCGGAGUUUCUGAUUUCAUUCAUUGUAGUGUACUGGAGCGGCCUGCUAGAAGUCGACUUCUACUGGACUAUCGGGGGACCCCCUCAAAUUAAUUGUUAACGAUGGUAAUUGGAGGAACCAGCCGGUGUGGAGAAUUCCUUGUUCAUUUCUGUUUACUGCAUGCAACUCUCCCCCUUUCUUGUCUCUAUUCCUCUCGUCCUUAUUGCUUGAUUUGGUGUUGUUCGGCGUACCAUUGAUUUUCUUGAUAUCGCUUUCUAUCUAUUUGUUCUAUUCUUUCGGAGGUGGAAAAGAGGAGGGGGCCGCCGAAUAAGGUGGGCGGACGUCUCUUAAAAAAAUCCUUUCUACUUAUGAUAUUAUUUCUGGUGAAAAAAAUAGGUUCCGGGGUGUCAUUCAUGGUUUGCCACUUGUUUUGUUUUUUCGACCAUUUUGGUUCCAUUUCCCAUUUCCCAUUUCCCAUUUCAUCUUUCUUUUUCCCCUUUCUUAAAAAAGAAAGGGAACAGUUUCUCUCUACGAUGCGAUUUUGUAACUGGGGGCGUUCUUUUCUCAUUUUUCUUCCUUCCUCUUCAUUUUCUCCUUUUUCGUGCUCUAUCCCACUCUCCCCGAUCCGUCCUGCUUCCUUCAUCUUUUAAGCUUUAUGUUUUAGUAUUCUUGCUCCGGCAGGAACCUGGUUGGAGAAUAUUUACCAGCAAUUGGGAAAGAUAUAAUUUCAACAAAUAAAAAGGAAUUGUUCGCGC